Batrachochytrium dendrobatidis JAM81 is the source of this 1491-nucleotide messenger RNA. RefSeq lists its product as uncharacterized. Lineage: Eukaryota; Fungi; Chytridiomycota; Chytridiomycetes; Rhizophydiales. Bases 1 to 1491 code for a protein of 496 amino acids. The record is from RefSeq and is a predicted model, not a curated record. The transcript is spliced from 3 exons.
AUGUCUGGCCAUAAUACACUGAUUUCAACAGCUCACUCCUUUCUCUCACUGAAUACUCCAAGGGUGUCUGUGGAAGCAACAAUCAAUUCAGGCUUACCAGGGCUCAAUGUUAAAGAUUUUGAUUAUCGCGCAAGAAAGUUUGAUUACUUCAACAAAGGUCUGAUUUCUUUAACACUCAAGACUCUGCUUGUCGAAUACUUUUCUGGAGCAAGGUUGUUUGCCAAAAUCCAAAGAACAGACACCGGAAUCACUCAGGCAAUAGUUCAGGGACAUCCGAAGCAGUUUCCCUCUUCUCUUGAAUACCUCAGAGAACUACUACAAAUCAAAUAUGAUGCUGCUAUUGUUUGGGGCGAAGCGAGCGCUGUUUCCAAAGAAAGCCGAUACAACUCGAUCACUAUUGAAGAAGCUUUACCAACUUUGGAAAGGGAUCCGUCCUCGGGAGAGUUUCUGGAAAAGGAACUUGACGAAAUCUCUUUUGGUGGGUCUGCUGCUACUGAAGCUUUGAAGAAAAUUGUCAAGGAAACAUUCGCUAGUAUGGCAAAUGCAACUACUGGUUUUGGCAUUGCAAAAGGAUGGAUUCCCGCUGUCCCGGAAAAGCACAUCACUGUCAAACGUGGAGACGAAGAAUACGACUUGGAGGUUUCUACCAUUUCUUCUCUCUCCGCAUUGAUUGAAGCAGUGCAGAAGAAAUUCCCAUUGGCUCUGAAAGUCAAGAAACUCUACCGCUUGCACGAAGAAACUCCAAUCGUUGUGACUGAUAUGAAAGACCUGCGCCAAGAAUAUUUGUAUUAUGUCCUGGCAGGUUUCGAAGAGCUUCCCAAGAAGCAGACCACCAAGUUCACAACAAUGGAGGAGUUCUUUGACAAGUUGAAGAUUCAACAAGAACUGGAUGAUGAUGAAAUUCAGCUUAUCAAGGACUGUCUUGGAAAACAGAAAGUCAAAUUCACCCAAUUGAUGGCCACUGGCGAUCUGGCAUUGACUGAUGAGAAGCUCAAAGAAAUUGGAAUCUCUCAAUUGGGUUUAAGAACAGCAGUUCUAUUAACCUGGUCGAAUGGCAAAAGUCUUGGUCUUAUAAUGAUUGGAAAUAUUACAACUGUAAUUUUGUGGCUCUUACAUUAUUACAAUUGUAAUUCCGAGUUUACAAUUGUAGUUUCCAUUGUUUACUACAAAUGUCAGCAGAUUACAGCCUGGAUCAGAAGAGUUGCUGCUUUUAAUGAUGCUGAUUUGGCAGAAGAGCUCAAUUUGAUCAACAAGAAUUCAUUCAAUGCAUUUGCUAGGGCAAUCAGUCGCACACGUCGUCCCGAACUGGACUCUCAUAUUCACAGAAAUGGUGCGUAUGAACCACAUCCCCACGCAGAUACAAUCAAUUUGUUGCUUUCUAUUGGAGAGAAUGUACUGUCUGCGAUCAAUUCGGAAACACCAGUGAGCCCUGUCCCUUACGCAGUCAGUCCUUAUAUGGAUGUCACUGCCAGAAUCAAGAUCUUGACCUGA